UCCUACAAGUUAGGUGUGUCAGUGAGGUUCAGAGACGUACAAGACAAUCCACCACACGCCGGUCACUGUCACACAGCACAUGGUCAAUACGCUCUCGCACCUGUCCGGCCUCUCUCACCUGUAAUCAAGGACAUAACGCUACACUCCGCACACUGACAGGUAUUACAAGAUCCACGUGUGUCGUCUCACAGAAGGAUAUAUAUUCGGGAUUACAAGAGAAUGCCCAGUGGUCUUUGACGUGCUAGUGUCGUGUGUGAAUCUCGGACCCCCAUCAUGUGGUCACUACCGGUCAUCUGUCGGAAAGGCACCUGUCUGAGAACUUGGUUUUCCGUGGGACUGUUGUUUGUCGUGUGUAUUGCUGGGACAGCUAGUCAAGACAGCCGUUAUGAGGUGCAGGUACAGAUGACUGUGGAGAACUAUACCUGGAAUGCUGAAUAUGCCGACAACUCCAGCCAAACCUUCUCCACAGCAGCUACAGAGAUAACAAGACAAAUAUCAUGUAACCUGAAUGAGAGCCUCCAGGUGGAGCAGGUGGCGGUGUCACAGAUAAGAGAAGGGCUGCAAUCAAGCACAGUUGACAUUGAUGUUACCAUCCAUCUGCCUGGAACUAGCCUGGUCGACCUUCAGACGGCUUUGGCCCCUGGUGUAACUUUGGCCAGGUGUAAUCUGACAGCCACUGUCAAUGCAUUUAAUGCAACUCAGAUCUUGACCCAGUCAUCUGCAACGUCCUCGUCGUUUGUGUCCUCUUCGUCCUUCAUGUCCUCUUCGUCCUUCGUGUCCUCUUCGUCUCAGGCAGGCGGCGUAGAGGCAACGUCGACAUCGCAGGUAACGACGGGAAUGAACGGCGAAGUGACCAACUCAACUCUCACUCAAGUCUCGUCCUCAGUGGUUCAGUCCGAGAUGACAACAUCAAGCUCAUCAAGCGCACACCAAGCUAUUUCUUCAUCAUCAACUGAGAUAUCAUCAACAUCAUCCUUGCAGGCUCAAGGUCAAGCCUCCACUUCACUGACAGGAGACCAAGAAUCAUCGUCCCAAUACAUCAUGGCUACAUCUACAAUGUCUGCAGCAGGAGCUUCCAGCUCGGUUCCCCCUGUGCCUGCCUCUUCGAGUGUUGUACCUGACUCUUCAAGUGUAGUACCUGAAAUUACAGCGUCAUCACCUGCCCCAGAUACAGCUGCCCCAGGAUCCUCUAGUCAGGCUGACCGUGCACCGCAGUCAAGUUCAAUGGCAGAAGGGUCAUCAUCAUCUAUGAUGCAGUUUGUGUCACCGUCAGAACAGGUGCCCACACCGUCAUCAUCCCAAGCUGCGUCUGUCGAUGCCCAGGUCUCAACAGUGCAAGGUUCUCACCAACAGGUGACGUCCACGGAUGUUGUACAAAGUUCAGCAAUUCAAUCUAGUGCUGUUGACAUGCAGACCACAACCAUGCCCUCAUCCGACGUGGUGUCAUCCUCAUCUCCUUCUCCCCUGGAGUCCAGCUCCACCCAACCUGCGAUGCCAGAGUCCAGGUCAGCACCCGGUAUUGAAACGUCUAGUCAAGCAACAUCAGCAUCAGCAUUGGAAGGGUCUUCUAGUCAGACCAUGCCUACAGGAUCAGCUUCACUUUCGUCCUCACCGGUCAUUGUCAUCGCUCCGUCCUCAAGUGAAAUUACACCACCCUCCACACCACUCCCGGACACGAGCACACCCGGGGUUGUGGUUGGUUCUUCCUCAUCGCACCAGUUGAUGUCCUCAUCCCACCAGCUGAUGUCCUCAUCCCACCAGCUGAUGUCCUCAGAACAGACUCCCACUUCAUCAUUGGCCAACGUCGAGUCUUCCGCAGUCAUGGCAGUAUCAACAAUGCCUGUUGAAUCUAGACAACAUUCAGUGAAGGAGUCCUCAACAUCGGUAAUACAACUAGUUGACACAACAAGUUCACGGCUUAUCGAAACGCCUGGGACAGAGAGUCCGACGUCUUCAUCAGCUGUUGCUGUUACCCCAGGGGGCUCAGAGAAGGUGUCUGAUAUGUCGACCAGCAGUAUGCCAGCUGUGACGGAAAUGCCAUCCUCCGUCACCAGCUCCUACUCCGUAUUGCCGUCAGAGUCACAGGGUGAAGUGAGGCCUGUCGCAAGUAGUAAGGACAUGUCAGAGGUGGUCCCAAGCUCUGCCAUGUCUGAAUAUCACAGUGAAGUACUUUCCUCCGUGGAACCAUCGUCAACUGUCCGCAUGGCAUCCGAUUCUACCCCUAUUGCCUCUGGGUCAUCUGGGUCUGUGAUGGUCCCGAGUGAAGUUGUGACAACAUCAUCUGCCGGUAUGUCAACAGGAUUAAUGGAAUCAUCUUCUAGUAUGUCAAACGACGGAGGGAUUAUUGUCGUCCCUGCUUCAACUGGGGAUCAAAUGGCAACAUCUCAAACCAUGGAACAAUCCUCCUAUGUGAUGGCGACUGAACCAUCCUCCCCUGCUGUUGUUCCUUCAUCUUCUGACGUCUAUGUACAGUCCCAGGUGACCUCCCACACAUCUGUGUCUACACCUGUCUUGGAACCCGUUGCAACGUCGCCAGCAUCAGCAUCUGUUGCAGUGUCAAUGUCAUCACUUUCGGAGACAUUAGGCGCCACCCAAAUGGAGACAGAAAUGGUCAGCUCAUCCGCAGCAAUGCCAACGAUGCCUACACAUUCAAGCAUUAUGACAUCUAUGACGUCUUCAGAUGUUGUCAUCGUUGUCCCACCGGUAACAGACCAGGUUACCCAGGCUUCUUCUGUCCCAAUGUCUGCGUCGACUCCUGUUGCUAUGGAAACGACAUCUGAAGUAAUUCAACCACAAACGUCCGCCUUGCCCGUAUCUACAUCAGGGAUGGAAUCGCAGACAGCCAAGUCGUCAUCUGAGUCAAUUCCGCUGUCAACCAGUUCCUCAUCCCUUACCGCUGUACCCAGCAUCCCACCAACUGACUCGUCAUCCUAUGUCGUCGUCGUCCAACCUGCCACCAGCACCGUCGCGGCAACGUCCUCAUCGACGUCUACGUCUGGAGUGUUUGUCCCUGUGUUCUCCUCCACCACAGAGUCUUCAGGUGUGCCUCCAGCCUCGGGGAUGUCCAGUCAGAUGUCCAGUCAGAUGCCCAGUCAGAUGUCCAGUCAGAUGUCCAGUCAGAUGUCCAGCAUGUCCGACUCGUUGGCCCAGCCACCUAUGGAAGCAUCGUCUGCAAUGGACUCUCCGAGUGUGACAACGUAUAUUGCAACGCAUGUCAUUGAUUCGAGCAGUGCCAUGAUGGAGUCAAGCGGUGUACCAGUUGUCGUAACAAGUUCAAUGGUUGAAUCCAGUGGUGUACCAGUUGUCGUAACAAGUUCAAUGGUUGAAUCCAGUGGUGUACCAGUUGUCGUAACAAGUUCGAUGGUUGAAUCAAGCAGUGCACCACCUAUGUUUACAAGUUCGAUGGUUGAAUCAAGCAGUGGCCUGGCCAUGUUUACAAGUUCAAUGAUGGAAUCAAGCAGUGCGCCAGUUGUCUUCACAAGUUCGAUGAUUGAAUCAAGCAGUGCACCUACUAUGUUUACAAGUUCAAUGAUUGAAUCAAGCAGUGCGCCAGUUGUCUUCACAAGUUCGAUGAUUGAAUCAAGCAGUGCACCACCUAUGUUUACAAGUUCAAUGAUUGAAUCAAGCAGUGCGUCACCCAUGUUUACAAGUUCGAUGGUUGAAUCGAUGCCCUCCACCUCGCAAUCUUCCUCGACGUUGUUACCCCUGCCUCCCACACAACCCAUCUCUUCCUCCAUGGAGAGUUCAAGCAUGCCUGUUGCUAUGACAACAACCGCCGUAUUGACAUCAUCAGUCGCACCGCUCCCACCAUCAACGUCCUCCUCAUCAAUGUCCUCCUCGUCAUCAAUGCCAUCUUCAAGUUCUGUGAUGACACCAACCAGCAGCGUUUAUUCCUCAUCCUCCAUUUCCCCAUCAACAACAGAGGUGAUGACUUCUUCAACAGUUGUGACACCCACAACAACGAGUGCUCCAACAACGACAACAGCAGCCGCGGUGGUGGAUGUGAACGGCAAGUUCUCCAUCGUUGAGGGUCGCAACUUCACCGAGGAGUUACUGAAUACGUCGUCCCCUCAGUACAUCGAGCUGAAACAGGAUCUCAAACUAAAACUGGAGGGCCUGUACAAGAUGAGCACUCUGAAGGACCUUUUCCUGGGAAUCAGUGUCAUGACGUUCAGCCAGGGCAGCAUCGUCGUCAGCUACACGGCUGAGUUCACGAGCAGCAGCAACGUGACGGGCGAGAGCGUAACAUCAGCGUUCAUGAACGGCCUCAGUGACGGUGACAAACUGGGCAACUACACCAUCAACAACGACACCGUGAGCCAUGAAGUCGUACCGGGGACAAUGGCGCCAACAGUAGCAACGACGCCGGCGCCAACACCAGUGCCCAAAGACGAAUUCCCGAACUGGGCUAUCGCCGUCAUCGUGUGCGGCUCCAUCCUCCUCAUCUUCUUGUUCUUCAUGAUCUGCGUCCUGUGUUCGCGUCGUCAUACACGACAGAAGUACCGGAUGGAAGAAGAUCCCGACGACAUCGGCUACAGGCGGACCUGGGCCGACUCCCCCCACGAAUACGCCUACGACAAUAAACUGGCAGUUUCCGAGAGCAACGAAAACGGAAAAGACGUGCCCGUUAGAUACGACAUGGCGGACACACUACCCAGAGAUCAGCAACGAACCACAUCACUAUGAGUAAGUGAUGUGCAAGUCUUGACGGUUUGCGAAAUGGACGCCCCGGAAGUGAACGUGCUGGAUUUACCAACAAUGCUGUCGUGUUCUUCAAUGACAACAUCAUGACCCUAUACAACGAGGACCAGGAAGCAUGGGAGACGAGGCUUUGAUGACGUCAUACUGAUGAUAUGAAGGAACCAUUAGGUGACGUCAUAAUGAAGUUACGAACAAAAUGUGUUGACGUCGAACACCUAUACUGCCAUUCCAUGACAACGUUAGUCGUAUUCAGACCCUGACGUCACUAGAUACUUUGAUGCAGAUAAAGAAAUGACGUCACUGAAUGCUGACGUAAAAUAUGUACCAAAGGAACUCCGCGAUUGUCUGGGAUAAGGCGGCUGUGUGGUUGUGUGGUCGUGAGCGACUACAAGAUUAACAAUAGUUACGAUGAGAGUACACACUUGUUAUUUCACGAAACAAUUUUGAUGCGUCCAUUAAAGAAGGAUUGAACCGUCAUACAGGUGGUAAGAAAGUCAAGGUCACAAAACCGUUAAGGUCAUGAAUUUUCCUCGCACUAAGGGGAGAUAACUCUAUAGGAAGAUCUCGAGUGAUGUCGCUAUGCAAUAUGUGUGUGGGUGAGUUGUAGGUGACUGUUUUGUAAAUUGUACAUGAUGUAGAGACAUUGAUUAGAAAAAUGUAAUCAGACAAGGCGAGAUAGAGUAGAUAGGACAAAGAGAUCUGAUGUAUGGCUCGGAUACGCCACUGAUAUACAGACUCAGGCCUAGUUAGGUCAGGGGUUAUUUGUUCCCCUCUUCGAAUCAUCCGUUAGUUGGGGCCGGUGUCAUUCUAUAAGGCUAAUAGUAUCAUUAGGUGGGUGUCACCUCACUCUACUAGACACAGAAGACUCCAUCAUGGAAAUAUUUAGGUAAUCUGGCACCAUGAUCAUCACAAUUAGCCCGCCCCCCCUCCCCCUCCC
This is a messenger RNA of Haliotis rufescens (red abalone), 5638 nucleotides long. RefSeq names its product flocculation protein FLO11-like. The transcript is spliced from 11 exons. The record is from RefSeq and is a predicted model, not a curated record. The coding region runs from base 274 to 4686 and encodes 1470 amino acids. Lineage: Eukaryota; Metazoa; Mollusca; Gastropoda; Lepetellida; Haliotidae.